Molecule: messenger RNA, 821 nt
Organism: Prunus avium (sweet cherry)
Lineage: Eukaryota; Viridiplantae; Streptophyta; Magnoliopsida; Rosales; Rosaceae
Product: HSP20-like chaperones superfamily protein
Cellular component (GO): nucleus
Source: RefSeq, a predicted model, not a curated record
ACAGUACCCAUUUGUGACUUUUGGCGUAAAAUAAUAUAAAAACCCUCUUCUGAGCGUGCACCACCUGCAUAGUCAUCGUCUUCUUACAAUUAGAGCUUCCACAGAGCAAGCGAGAGAGAGAGAGAGAGAGAGGGGGUUUGAACUACUGGGGCUUGCACCUUUGCGUUGCGGUCGCUGUUUAUCUGGAAAGGAGGACUGAGGUGUAUCUGAGUGAUCACAACGGUAAAGAAGCAAAGUUGGUGGCAUGGGAGUGGAAAAUGUGGCUGAUCUUCCACCUCUGGAUCCAGCUGUUGUUUUGAUUGGAACAGCAAAGGGAGGUAAUGUUGGACCUCCUAGUGGUCUUGUUGACAUUGGCGUGAGUGAAGCUGCCUACCUUUUUCGAGUUGCACUUCCUGGUAUUCGGAAGAAUGAAUGUAAGGUAAAAUGUGAUAUCCAACGUGAUGGAAAGGUUCAUAUAGAAGGAAUCAUGACAGGUGUUGGACUUUUGAGAAACUCGUCAACUGUGUACCAUUCGAGAGUCCAGCAACUAUGCCCACCAGGAGCAUUUAGCAUAUCUUUCCGUCUUCCUGGACCUGUUGACCCCCGUUUGUUUUCUCCUUAUUUCCGGCAUGAUGGAAUCCUGGAAGUGGUGGUUAUGAAAGGCAAAGUACCUCUACCCGGAGAAGGCAGGUUUCCAAAUCUGUGAGGUUAGUGGAAGGGCACUCUCUUAGGUUCUGUCUUGUUUGGAAAAAAAGCAGUGUGUUUUAAUUGGCGCAGUGAUGCAUAGAGUCAGUUUGAGGAGAAAAUCAGACUUUAUAUAAAUGGAUAAUGAAGUUCAAAUA